ACUGAAAUCCAAUAGGACGCUCCUCAAUUCUGUUUCGUCUAGAACGACGCCCGCAGACCGCCCCGCUUUCUUCGCUCUCUCGACUGCUCCUCCGCCACCGGAUCUCCGCCCGCCGGUCGUCCUCCGCCCCCUGUACGCCCUCGACCGCGCGAGCCUGUCCCGUCCCGCCCUAUCUUCCGCGCGGCCCCGUCCCGGCCCCGCCUUCUCCUCGCCGCGCCGCCGUCCGCGAUCGCCGGGGUGAUGAACAAGCGACCCCGCGACGAGCCCUCCUCCUCCCUCGCCUCCGCCCAAAAGCGCCAGUUCGGCGCAGGCGGCGGCGGCGGCGGCUACGGGGGACAACAAGGGUACUCGGAGGAGCGGAACAGCGCGCGGCGGGUGGCGGACCACUACAGCGCCCGAUCGAAUCAGACGCUCGAGGAGCGCGAGAACAGCCCCAUCAUCCACCUCAAGAAGCUCAACAACUGGAUAAAGAGCGUCCUGGUCCAGCUGUAUGCGCGUCCAGGAGACUGCGUUCUAGAUCUUGCCUGUGGCAAGGGAGGGGAUUUGAUAAAGUGGGAUAAGGCCAGGGUUGGCUAUUAUGUAGGCGUUGAUAUUGCAGAAGGCUCGAUAAAAGAUUGUAUGACCCGUUAUAACGGUGAUACUGAUCAACAGCGAAGGAAGAAGUUCAGCUUUCCUGCACGGCUUAUUUGUGCUGAUUGUUACGAGACUCGUCUGGAUGAGUAUCUAUGUGAGGAUGCUCCAUUUGACAUAUGCAGCUGCCAGUUUGCAAUGCACUACUCAUGGUCAACUGAAGCACGUGCAAGACAAGCCCUUGCUAAUAUAUCUGCAUUGCUUCGUCCUGGAGGCACUUUCAUUGGAACGAUGCCUGAUGCUAAUGUCAUUAUUAAAAGGCUAAGAGAAACUGACGAGAUGGAGUUUGGAAACAGUGUUUACUGGAUUACCUUUGGUGAAGAGUACAACGAAAAGAAAUUCCCCGCAUCCAGGCCUUUUGGUAUCAAGUACAAGUUUCAUUUAGAGGACGCAGUUGAUUGCCCGGAGUGGGUUGUUCCAUUCCAUCUCUUCAAACUACUGGCAGAGGAGUAUGAUUUAGAGCUGGUUCUAAUGAAGAACUUCCACGAAUUUGUACAUGAGUACCUGCAAAAGCCUGAAUUUGCUGAUCUCAUGCGAAGGCUGGGUGCUCUUGGUGAUGGACGAUCGGUCCAAAGCACACUAUCGCAGGAUGAGUGGGAAGUGUCCUAUCUCUACCUCGCAUUUGUUCUGCGUAAGCGAGGCCCUCCACCCUCCCAGCGGAGAGCCAACAAUGCUAACAGAGGGAAGACGUUCCUUGCUGAGGAGGACAUCGAGUUUCUUAGCAUAUAAAGCAGAAUUUGCCCUCCUGGAGCUUACUAACAAGUUAUAGAUUCUACGCGUCACAUUGCGUAAAAGAAAGUUGUAUCUUUAGUGGCUCACCUGUGGUCUCUCCUAGGCGUAUCUGUUAUGUAACUUACCAGGUGUAAUGUAUAAACAGCAUGGGCUAGAUACUCGUUAUGUAAUUUUGCAGGGAUGAAUAAAUAUUUAGGUGUCAAUACUUCACGCAAAGCACUGAAGUUUUAUAUGAAACGUGGAAACAUCUGUUCACUCAUUUUAA
This is a messenger RNA of Triticum dicoccoides, 1627 nucleotides long. RefSeq names its product mRNA cap guanine-N7 methyltransferase 1-like. The transcript is spliced from 13 exons. Gene Ontology annotation, biological process: 7-methylguanosine mRNA capping. Gene Ontology annotation, cellular component: nucleus. Gene Ontology annotation, molecular function: mRNA 5'-cap (guanine-N7-)-methyltransferase activity. Bases 241 to 1359 code for a protein of 372 amino acids. The record is from RefSeq and is a predicted model, not a curated record. NCBI's taxonomy places the organism in Eukaryota, Viridiplantae, Streptophyta, Magnoliopsida, Poales, Poaceae.